Molecule: messenger RNA, 3320 nt
Organism: Chaetomium strumarium
Lineage: Eukaryota; Fungi; Ascomycota; Sordariomycetes; Sordariales; Chaetomiaceae
Product: rab-GTPase-TBC domain-containing protein
Exons: 5
Coding region: 319-2958 (879 amino acids)
Source: RefSeq, a predicted model, not a curated record
CCUGGAAGAGCGGAACCUCCCUCAACUAAAAAAGGGAGGUGUAAACGACACAUAACAAGAGCCUUCUUACAAAGUGCAUACCGACCUAGAGACGCCAGUUCCUAACAAGCUCGACACCCUCCCGACGGCGACGUACAGUACAGUACCACUACCGGUCGAGCCCAAUCCCUUCUCCCAUCGGUGAAAUUCCAUGGGCACACGACCGCGCCCUUGUUCGUUCCAGUCGACACCGCCUUGCUUCUUGCCUCGCGAGUAGUACGGAGUAGAGACCACGGACUUGUGCGGAGGGCGUUCUGCCCUGCACACACGCGAGGAGCCAUGUCCACCAACGAAGAGACGGCCAAGCCGAGCUCGCAGGAGACAGCGGAGAGCCCCAGGGUAGAGGAGCCGCAGCAGACAACACAGUCGCAAGAUACAGAGACCCAGGAAAGCUCAUCGAGACCGGCUUCGAAAAGUGGCUCUGAUAAGGACACGGAAUCGUUCGAGGACGCCGUUGAAACCGGAUCGCUACGCUCUUUGACCAAACGCCACCAACCUAUCAAACGCCUGUCCAACGGUGAGCGAACAAAUUCGGACUACGGUGACGAAGCCUCGCAAGCCGCUGCAGCAAACGGUAGCCCAGACGCCCAAGAACAAGCUGCGGACACUGCGGACACAAAACCGCCGCGACCUCUCUCCCAGGUCUCCGCAGGGACUCUUGAGCCUGUCAACCUCGACGAUGACGCCGUUGCAGCAGCUCCUCCUGCUCCGCAAGAGAAGAGCUCGCCGCCGGCAGAGAAGGCAUCGAAAACCAUGUCCCUCAGCAGCAUAACAAAUGCGCUGCCCCCAAUGCCCUGGUCGCCUCCAGCAACCGACUCGCGGUCAAAGAGCCCGCCCGCUGCAAGCGCCCAAGAAGCAGCUCCGGCUGCAGCUCCCCCGCCGCCCGCACCGGCGCCUACGGGCAGGAAAUUCAAUAGCCCCUUUUCUUGGCUUUCUAGAAGUUCCUCCAAAGAGCCGCCUGCCGUGCAGGCCAAACCGUCCACGCGAAGAAACACGGCCAGCUCAGUAGCAACCAUGACUAGCAAUCCAGAGAUGAUGCUGAGCAAGCUGGAGGAGGAAAAGGAAGGGGACUCGAGAGAACAUGGCUCGCGGAACAGUCUAAAGGCUCGCUUCAAGCAGCUGCGAAUGAUGGAAGAGGUCGGCGCCCCGAGCGAAGCUGACAAGACUGCCGUUGCGGCCAGUGAUGGGGCGGAUGCUGGUCUUGCGGCGGUGCAACCGCCGCUUUCUCCAUUGCCGCCAAUGCCAGACAAGAACCUCGCGCCAGGUACCGUCUCAGGCGUCAAUGCCGGCCCUUCUUCCAUUGUCGAUGCCCCGGUGGACUGGGAUCUCUGGCAAUCCGUCGUCUACGAAGGCCCCGCUGCAGUUGCUCGGACCAGUGCAGAAGAGCUGAACAAGGCGAUCGCGACUGGCAUCCCGAACGCCAUCCGCGGCGUCAUCUGGCAAGUCCUGGCGCAAAGCAAGAACGAGGAAUUAGAAGCCGUCUACCGGGAGCUUGUGGUUAGGGGCACGGACAAGGAGAAGAAGGACAAGGACAGGCAGAGCAGCGGGACCACAAUAAGCGCCGCCAUCAACGGCAGCGCCAAAGGCUCGGCAUCCUCUGCAUCAUCUGUUAAUUCUGAGAACUCGGUUACCAACGGCGCACCAUCACCGACUGAGAAGGAUGCAGAGUCCUUGCGAAAGGCUCAGGCAGCGGCACAGAAGAAGGAAAAGGAGGAUCUGGCCAUGCUGCAGAAACUAGAGAAGACGAUCAGGAGAGAUCUCGGCGCCAGGACGAGCUAUUCCAAGUUCGCCGCUGCCCAGGGGCUUCAAGAGAGUCUAUUUGGUGUGUGCAAGGCAUACGCGUUGUUCGACGAAGGCGUUGGCUAUGCCCAGGGCAUGAACUUCCUCGUUAUGCCACUUCUGUUUAAUAUGCCAGAAGAGGAAGCGUUCUGUUUGCUGGUGAGGCUGAUGAACCAGUACCACCUCCGGGACCUCUUCAUCCAGGACAUGCCAGGCCUCCACCUGCACCUGUACCAGUUCGAACGGCUCCUGGAGGACUUAGAACCAGCACUCUACUGUCAUCUGCGGCGACGCCACAUCUCACCACACCUCUACGCCACACAAUGGUUCCUCACCCUCUUCGCCUACCGCUUCCCGCUCCAGCUCGUCCUCCGCAUCUACGACUUGAUAUUCUCCGAGGGUCUCUCCGCCAUUCUCAAGUUUGGCAUCGUCCUCAUGCAGAAGAACGCGGCCGCUCUCCUCGCCAUCUCCGACAUGUCCCAGCUCACCACCUUCCUCAAAGACCGCCUCUUCGAUGUCUACAUCGACUCGGCCCCGUCCUCCAGCUCCAUCCUCGAAAACGGCUUCUUUGGCAGCAGCUCCAGCAGCAUUGACAAGGAGGUCUAUCGCGCAGACCAGCUCGUCCGCGACGCCUGCGAGGUGAAGAUCACACCCGAGAUGCUCAAGGCGUACCAGCUCGAGUGGGAGGAGAAGACGCGUGCCGAGAAGGAGAGGGAGGCCGAGCUGGAGGCCCUGCGCGCGUCCAACGCCAGCUACGCCACCCGGCUGCGCAAGCUCGAGGAGCGCCUGCAGGAGGUGGACGCCGAGCAGGCCUCGCUGGCGACCGAGCUGGUGCACACAAAAGUGGAAAACGACGAGCUGCGGGACGAGAACGAGGGCCUCAAAAUCCAAGUGCAGGAGCUGCGCAUUGUCAUCGAGAAGCAGCCCGCCGAGCUUGAGACGGCGUGGCAGGCGGAGCGCGACGACCUAAUGAAGCGCAAUGAGAAGGUGCACGAGGAGAACCAACGGCUGGAGAAGGAGCUGUCGGAGCUCGAGGAGGAGCUGGUCCAGACUAAGAUGCGGUAUGCUGAGAUCAACUCGCAGCAUGAGACACUGACAAGGAAAUGGACCGACCUGAAGCGGCAGUUCAAUCAAGCUUAGCUUAGCCUAGCUUAGCCUAGCUUAGCUCAAUGCUCGCAAUCACCCUAUCCUACUCCGUGCCUACUACGUCCCUAUUGCAUCUUCCUUCACGUUUGCGCAAGCGCGACACACCCAGCAUGUAACACCAGGCCAGCAGAUCGGGGCCAUCUUUUUCUCUUUUCGCAGGCCAGGGCCUCCAUUCCUCGUCGGAUCCCUCUCCUAAAGAACCACGAGCAACCUGGCGCCCAGCCCCCGAGACGAGUGAGCCCCGGUGGCUCGCCGCGUGUGGUGGGAAGUGUAGGGACCUUAUCGGGCAGGGCUACCUGGGUGCCGGUAAAGCUGUACUAGCCGAAACAGGGAGGAGCAGUGCAAGAGAGAAAAGG